AUGUACUCCUUCAGCCUUGCUUCGAACUGCAAGAGCCCCAUCUCCGACUCCACGGGAUUGGCGCCACCGGCAGUAGCACACAGGAUUCGAGCACCGUGCGAGCUGGCACUUCAUCAGCGUCUGCCACAGCAGUCGAAUGGGACCAACGACAGUAAAGACGUGGUGCAAGUGUCCAACGCGCGCUUUGGCUGGCACCCCGCGCAUCAGCACGUGCCGACCUCGUCGCUCUACACUGUUGACCCGCCGACAGAGCAGCCGGUGCGUGUGCAUAACCUCAACUCCUAUAUGGGCCUGCGCGACGCCGCGGACUGGUCCGUUGAGGUGCAGCGUGAGAGAGAGGAAAAGAAGCGGCGAGCCCUCGCCCAGCACGAAGCCGCCAAGCUCGAAGAGCAACGGCGCCGUGAUGCGCAGGAGGAGGAGGCAAAGGAGGAGAUGCGGCAGCGCCGGCUGGAGCGACUGCAGAAGCGUGCAGAGCUGCGGGAGGCGGAUUCGAUGGCCGACUUCCAGGACCGCAACACGCAGUUUCUGCAGAACCAGCUUUGGCUGAUCCACCUGGGGAACCGCGUCAGACAAGCGGAUGCACAGCACAAGGCGCACGCACGAGAGACGCUCUACAAGAACAGCUCCAAUGGUAGUAACUCAGACGUACACCAUACCAGUAUGAGCAACGGAGCCGGCAUCAGGGUCAGGGGCCAGCACGCCACCACUCAGUCCACCGAGAUUAGCCUGCGCCAAGCAGCGCAGGUGACUGAGGAAAUGUACGUCCGCCUCAGCCUUGCCUACCGCAACGAGGCACACCGCUCGCGCGCUGCCGCGGAGAUUCUCGAUCCCGGCGAGCUCAACGUCAAGAGACUAUCUCGGCCACAGGCUGAAUCCUCCGUCGGUGCCUUUACAUUGCCCACUUCAGCGUUGCCACAGUCGCAAGCCGCCACCGCUACCAGCACGCCGUCGCACAGCCCGACAGCAUCGCCUGCGCCAGCCACGGGGAUGGCAACGGCAGCCGCAGAACCCGUGCCCUUCCGCACAGCGCCACCCAUGUUUACCCACACAUCGGCGGAGAACAUGGGCCAAUACGCCAACGCCAUUCCGUGCACGUAUAUCCCUGAGUACUUCGACCCCCCCUCCGCCGCCGCUGUCACCUCUGGGAAGGCGACUGCUCCGCCCCACGCUGGCGAACCUCGGCAGCACCAGCAGCAGCGGGACAUCGUGAUGCCACUCCCCCUGUCGCCAGCGCCUGUCAGCCGCGACGUAAGCGGCACACUACAAGCGAAACACUACCCGUGGGCCCUCUACAGCGCCGCUGCGGUGCGUGAGUCAAUGCUGCCAGCAGCGCCACCGCGAGAAGCGUCACUGCCAGUCCAUCAGUGGGGCGCAGCCGAGCUGCGCGACUCCAUGUUCGGCCACUGCGUUCUGCCAGACGGCACGAUGCAGGACCAGUGCGAGCGCAAGAAGCUGUGUGCGGCGCACCUCAGCUAUACCACGCUGCCACGCGACAACGCCACGGCGACGUCGAACGCUGCCGUGGCGUCGCCGGUGCCACUGCACUUCGGCAAGCGGAUGGAGACAUGGCUCUGA
Leishmania braziliensis MHOM/BR/75/M2904 is the source of this 1575-nucleotide messenger RNA. RefSeq lists its product as hypothetical. The transcript has a single exon. Bases 1 to 1575 code for a protein of 524 amino acids. NCBI's taxonomy places the organism in Eukaryota, Euglenozoa, Kinetoplastea, Trypanosomatida, Trypanosomatidae. The record is from RefSeq and is a predicted model, not a curated record.